Messenger RNA from Staurois parvus, 309 nucleotides. Lineage: Eukaryota; Metazoa; Chordata; Amphibia; Anura; Ranidae. The record is from the annotation of a GenBank genome assembly.
CUGCUCAGCUGUUCUCUGCGGCAGGAACUCACCUGUCUGCAGUCUCUGGUCAGCCCCUGUACUGUGUCCGCAGUCUCUGGUCAGCCCCUGUACUGUGUCCGCAGUCUCUGGUCAGCCCCUGUACUGUGUCCGCAGUCUCUGGUCAGCCCCUGUACUGUGUCCGCAGUCUCUGGUCAGCCCCUGUACUGUGUCCGCAGUCUCUGGUCAGCCCCUGUACUGUGUCCGCAGUCUCUGGUCAGCCCCUGUACUGUGUCCGCAGUCUCUGGUCAGCCCCUGUACUGUGUCCGCAGUCUCUGGUCAGCCCCUGUA